AUGCAGGUGUCAAGUGCCCCUGGAGGCAACAGCGGCCAUGGGUUCCUGGGACCAUCACUGGCCCCGGGAGGCAAGGCUGGCUGCGCCAAGCCACGCCUGUGGGCUCCCGGGACAUUCACCGACGGAGAGCAGAGUGGGAGAGUCCUAUUGUACUUAAAUAAGAAUAUCUCCCCCAAGACGGUGGCACCCAGUGAAGUGGACGCACCUGCCUCCAGCGAAGGCAGUGGCGAGGGCAGCUGUUUCGGAUCCUGGCUGGAUGGACGGUUGGAGGCGCUGGGAGUGGACCGAGCUGUUUACUGCGCCUACAUCCUGGGUGUCCUGCAGGAGGAGGAGGAGGAAGAAAAGCUGGACGCUCUGGAGGGCAUUCUCUCUGCUUUCCUGGAAGAAGAUUCCCUUCUUACCCUAUGCAAGGAGAUUGUGGAACGAUGGUCAGAAACUCAGAAUGUUGUCACCAAAGUGAAAAAAGAAGACGAGGUACAGGCCAUUGCUACCCUAAUUGAGAAACAGGCACAGAUUGUGGUGAAGCCCAGGAUGGUGUCAGAAGAGGAGAAGCAGAGAAAAGCUGCCCUCCUGGCCCAGUAUGCUGAUGUGACAGACGAAGAAGACGAAGCAGAUGAGAAGGAUGAUUCAGGUCCACCACAAUUGAACAUUGGUUCUGACAAACAGUUGAAGAACCUGUGGCUCAAGAUCCCCCAAAUUAUAUCUGCAGAAAAGCUUGAGGACCUCUAUUCUGAGAGGAAGGGGUUCCUCAUCCUAAGGGAAGACAUACAUAAAGUGCUGGCUUUGGUUCAAGGAAAAUAG
Messenger RNA from Myotis davidii, 801 nucleotides. RefSeq names its product coiled-coil domain-containing protein 43. The coding region runs from base 1 to 801 and encodes 266 amino acids. Lineage: Eukaryota; Metazoa; Chordata; Mammalia; Chiroptera; Vespertilionidae. The record is from RefSeq and is a predicted model, not a curated record. The transcript is spliced from 3 exons.